AUGGGUUGCAGGUUUAUCCAUCAGCAUCACCCACCACCACCACCCAUCCCCACCAUCAUGCCUUCAUCAUCAUCACUACCAUCACCACCACCACCACCCAACACCACGUCCGUCGUCCCCCGCGCCUACGUCCUCUUCUUCCUCUACCUCGACCCCCUCACGGCCCUCUACGGCGCGUGGCUGCACCUCGCGGACCCCUCCGCCGCCGCCACGGCCAUGGCGCCGCGCGCCGCGCACGACCCCGCGCAGGCCUUCGUGUACCGGCAGGCGGGCGGGCUGGCGCUCGCCGUCGCCGCGCUGGCGGCCGCGGUGCCGCGCCUGUCGACGGACCUGCGCGUGUGGCGCGCGCUGCAGGCCGCGCUGCUGCUCGCCGACGCGGUCGCCCUGAGCGGCGCGUACGAGGCGCUGCGCGUGGGCGGGCGGCUGACCCCGGCGCCGGCGUCGUGGACCGACGACGACGUGGCCGUGGUGGGCUCGUACGUGGGAAUCACGCUGGUGAGGGCGCUGUUUGUGCUGGGGGUUGGGUUUGGUGAGACGAAGGUUCCUGGGGAGAAGGGGGAGGUGAAGACGGCAGAAGGGGGCGUAGGUAGGUAGGUAGGUAGGUAGAUGAAACGGACGGAGGCCCCGAGGAGGGGGCUAUAUAGAAGAGGGCAAAGAACAACUUGGUGAGCGGAAAGCAGGAAGAAGAAACGAAAUAUUGGAAAACUGUUUCAACAACGCUUCAACAUGCACAUGUCCACUGCUUGACAUGGCAGAAACUGGCCACAGAGAGGCCCGAAAUGGUCUUUAUGACACGGCGUGGACCGACCGACUCAACUUUGCAAGGGCCAGUCAACUUGUACGGCAGCACUGAGCAUGAGGCCAGCAAGGCCGGUUCAAGUGAUAACCAGUCCGUCAGAACUUCCACAGAACCGCCUCCGCCCUCGACGAUGUGACAGCGAAGAAGUCAUUUCACGUUAUCUAUCAACUGUCCAUGAAACACCAUGUAUGUAGAGCGUAGAGGCCAAGUGAGUGCUUAGGACUAUCAAAC
Purpureocillium takamizusanense is the source of this 1030-nucleotide messenger RNA. Its product is annotated as Beta-mannosidase. Lineage: Eukaryota; Fungi; Ascomycota; Sordariomycetes; Hypocreales; Ophiocordycipitaceae. The record is from RefSeq and is a predicted model, not a curated record. Bases 1 to 594 code for a protein of 197 amino acids. The transcript is spliced from 2 exons.